AUGCCACCAUGUGAAUUCACAAAUGUCACACAAAGCCAUAAUGCCAAACCAAAUCUAAUGUCAUGCUCGACUGUUUGGCAACAAAAUUCAAAGAUAAUAAAAUUCAAUUAAAGAAUGAGAGAGAACUCACCCACUUUUGAAAUCAGGCUUUAGAGGAGGGAGAUGAAGGUGGGAUGGCUACACAUCGGUGGAACGAUGAAUCUGAGAGGAGUGGGGGUGCAUGACGACGGCGAUGGUGUUGCGAUUAAGUGGCAGCAGUGACAAUUCUAAUAAUCAAUUGAAGAAAGGGGUGGGCGGUGGAAGGGAGAUUGGCGAUGAGCAAGCGGCGACAAGUCUAAGAUAGAUGGGGUGCAUGGCGGCAGCGGCGAGUCUGUGAUGAGUGGAAAUGCAUGGCAGCAGUGGCGAUUGCGUUGUGAUUCGGCAGUGGAAGCAGCGAUUGAAGUGGAUUCAGGAAGAAAGGGUAGGGGUGUAUGGCGGCGGAGGCGAUGACAUUGUGAAUCGGCGAUGGUGAUGAUGGAGGUAUGAAUAGGUGAUGGAGGCAAUUGAGUAUAUUGAAGAAGGGGGACGACGGAAAGAGAUCUGCGUAUAAGAUCGGGAUAAGCUCGGAAAUACCGGCCGGAAUGUCGGUAGCUAAUAAAGAUACGGCGGCGGCGAUCAAGCUCUUCGGGAAGACCAUAGCUCUAACCCGCCCACACGACGACGAGAAGAAGUUUGGGGGAGUCAAGAGGAGGAGGAGGGCGGCGAAGGGAAAGAAACGCCGCCGUGUGAUAAAAGGAAGGCGGCGGGGGUGGGGGCCAGGCUUCCAUGCCCGCGGUGCAAAAGCAUGGUCACCAAGUUUUGCUACUACAACAACUACAACGUCAACCAGCCACGUCACUUCUGCAAGAACUGCCAGAGAUCACCACCACCAGCCCAUUCACGCCGCCGCCUCACCUUUCUACGGCGCCGUGUUUGGGCGCCCCCGUUGGCUCUCUGCUCCAAUUUCUCCCGCGGCGUUGGGAAAAAAUUACUGUACCAUUAUGGACACUGAUAAUUAGAUAAUUAAUUAAGUUUAAUCAUUGGUGAUCAUAUAUAUGAUAUCAACGAAACGUUAUUAGGUGAUUGAUGCACAAGAUCGGCCACAAGAGGUCGAUCAGGUAAAGAAAGCGUAUGCAUGCUUCUCAUGCAAUUUCAUUGAAGAAUUUUCUUACUCUACAUAAAUUGGGGUGAACUUU
Cuscuta campestris is the source of this 1214-nucleotide messenger RNA. The record is from the annotation of a GenBank genome assembly. NCBI's taxonomy places the organism in Eukaryota, Viridiplantae, Streptophyta, Magnoliopsida, Solanales, Convolvulaceae.